AUGGACUGUAUACCGCAGCUAAACGACUUCUUUCCUCAGGAUGAGCUCGCCUGUCGAAGCGUCCGUCGACGAGGGGACGAACCUCCAUUUGAACUUCGGUACUGCAAGGACCAAAUGCAGCUGGGCUUCAAGGAUCCCAAUUCUGUGAAUGAGAUGAUUUUCAGCGUCACCGGUUCUCUCGAGCUAGAGCCCAGUCGUCGCUCUAAUAUUCCAGACAGAUACAUAUCCGAAGAAGUACACAAAUGUACAGUCCCAUCACUUGGACGUUUUCGCAAGAUUUUUCAGGAGUUGUACCAGUCCCUGCUUCAUUUAUUAGUGGGACAUUAA
Messenger RNA from Guyanagaster necrorhizus, 327 nucleotides. RefSeq lists its product as uncharacterized. The transcript has a single exon. The coding region runs from base 1 to 327 and encodes 108 amino acids. Lineage: Eukaryota; Fungi; Basidiomycota; Agaricomycetes; Agaricales; Physalacriaceae. The record is from RefSeq and is a predicted model, not a curated record.